This is a messenger RNA of Fomitiporia mediterranea MF3/22, 2835 nucleotides long. RefSeq names its product Rho GTPase activation protein. Gene Ontology annotation, cellular component: cell cortex. The transcript has 8 exons. NCBI's taxonomy places the organism in Eukaryota, Fungi, Basidiomycota, Agaricomycetes, Hymenochaetales, Hymenochaetaceae. Bases 860 to 2479 code for a protein of 539 amino acids. Gene Ontology annotation, molecular function: GTPase activator activity. The record is from RefSeq and is a predicted model, not a curated record. Gene Ontology annotation, biological process: signal transduction; regulation of fungal-type cell wall organization; activation of GTPase activity.
AAUACGCCGAUUCUCGCAGGCGCGUGUUUUGUUUGAAUUGACGCCUCGUUUUCCUCUCCCUCGAUCUGUCUCGUUGCCUGGACACCGCUGACUAUCUGCUAGAGUACUCCUGACGAGGAAGAGCGGAAGUUGCUGAGGCUGUGACGUGCAUACGCAAACGGACGUAAAUACUUACAAGUCGGUUUGCUGUGCCGCCUAAGGACCAGUUCAGCCUGGCACCGCUCUCGCUGUCUCUCUCUGUCUCGCACACGUCGGAUGCAACUCGCGCAAACCGCUGGUCAUAGCAGCCUCAACCCGCCUGUCUGUCGACGGACUCAUUUUUGACUCUGCUCUAUUUGUGUUGCGAGACAGAUCGCGAUAACCAUCUGCCGUACCCGUGCUCCUGCCGAGGGUUUAUUGAUAUUCCGUCCAAACUCAACUGCUUGCUAUCCAUAUCCCCGUUCCGUCGCUACGCAAGCACCCGUCUUAUUAUUUCACUCUGGCGCUGUCCUCGCAACCGCAACCGGGCCCGUCAGCGUCUUCCUCGUCCCGUCGCCACCGUCCCUUUGCUCUUCUCGCUGCCGUCGCUUUCCGUGGUAAGCGUACUCGAGCGACUAGCUUUAGCUACCCUGCAGAACCAGAAUCUGUCAAUCAGCAGCAGCAGUGUGAUCAGGGACACGACCGAGAUCCUUCGCCUGUUCGCACUCCGCCAUCAGACGCCCAGAACAAGCGUCAUCGCCGACGCUUUUCCCAACAGCUACCGAUUACGCGCCGCCAGGACGUGCUCGCCCCCGCCCUUCCUGCUCCCGUCAUUCCUGCUUCCUCUUCCGCACCUCCUCAAACAAGUGAUAUCACCACGGACGCAGUAGUAGGCUUUAAGAUGAUUCACGCCACGCAUGUGCCGCAUUCUGGCUCUGGUACUGACCUUCCUAGAGAUGGUGCCGCUUCUCCCCCACCUCCGCCUCUCGCGAGUCUCAAGUCGUGGUGGAGCCAGUUUAAGCGGACGAAGGGUAUUCCUGGUGCUGUGGGUCAGAAGGAGCUUCAGCCUGGAUAUGGGUAUGGGUAUACCAGUGUAAAAGACGACGGUCCUCAUCCUGUUUUUGGCGCACCAUUACACGAGAGCCUCAAGUAUGCUGCCGUACAGAUAUCAACAGCUAACUCAAAUGGCGAACUGUACGUGUGGGGUGAUAUUCCUGUUGUCGUCGCAAAAUGUGGGUUAUAUCUCAAGGAAAAUGCGACGGAGGUAGAGGGUACAUUCCGCGUGAGCGGUUCGAAUAAGCGCAUGCGCGACCUGCAAGCGCUCUUUGAGACGCCACCUAAAUAUGGGAAAAACUUAGACUGGAAGAAGGAGAAUUAUACGCCGCAUGACGUUGCGAGUGUCUUCCGGCGAUACCUUACGCAAAUGCCGGAACCUGUUAUACCUUACAACUUAUACGGCAAAUUCCGGGAAGCACUUACGAAGAAGCUAUCAACGGAUGAGGUCAUCAAGGCGUACAAGCAGCUAAUACGGAGUAUGCCUCCACAAAAUCAGUAUUUGUUGCUUUAUGUACUUGACCUUUUGUCGGUGUUCGCUCGCAAGUCGGAUAAGAAUCUCAUGACCGCUUCCAGCCUUGCCAUUAUUUUCCGACCUGGGAUAAUUAACCACCCCUCACACGAGCUUUCACAUAAAGAGCACGCUCUCAGUCAAGAAGUACUUGAGUUCCUCAUCGAACACCAAGAUUGGUUCAUGCUAGACGUACCUCCACCUCCACCUCCACCAAAGUCACCAUUAAAUCAAAAUAGCUCUAACUCGCAAGUACCUCAGGGAUUGUCGCCAAUAGCGGAUGAAGAUCGAAGUGGGUCACCGCAUCCGACGAUUGUUUCGAUGGUGUCGCCGAGUGAGAUUGGGUGGCGGUUAGUUGAGAAAGGUGGAAGUGGGGGGAGUAGUACGGAUCAUGGGCAAGGGCAAGCGAGUUCGCCGCCUAGGAGAAGGAUAAGUAAGAGUGGGAGGAGACGGAGUUCGAGUGCUGCGUCGUCUGGUGAAGCCGCAGCCGCAGCAACAGCAGGGUCUCACAUUCGAAUGGCAAGCGCUGAAUCUGCGACGACGUCUCCCGCUGGACAGAGCGGGACGGCAGCUGUAACUGUGUCACGGAGUCGAACGUUACCUACACGAACAGAACGAAGUAGUCGGAAAGAUAAAGACCUUACUCGGGAUCGUUCGACAACGACACGAGACAAACGACAUGAACAGGAUCGCGCUCGUGAGCAAGAGCAUAGACAUCGCGAGGGGCGAGAGCCAACGUCGACUUCUGGGUCGCGUGAGACUGGUGGGAAUGGGAGUGGUGGAAGGAAUGUGUUGAAGAAGCAGAAGAGGGCGAGUAUGCAGAAUCAGAAGAGCGCGACUAUGGCUGGGCUGCAUGUACCUACUGCGCCGAAGUCGGUGUUUGCAACUGGUGCAGCGUCGGGGUCGACGGGGUUAGAGCCGAAAUCGCCGGCGGCACAGGGAGGAGGGACGUCGUAGUCCCCGUCUCUCCUUUUGUACACCUCAUCUCUUUUGUUCUGGUUUAACUUCCUUUGCUUUCUUUGCUCAUUUAUCUCGGACUUGUAAGCCACCCACUUCCUACCAGCUAUUACCUAGUAUUAUCCUCCUCAGCUUUAUUUUAUUUUCUCUGGAAUGUCAUAUGUCAUAUGCUCUACAUAUUUUCCUCUUAUUGGGUCCAAGGUACACUUUUCUUCUGGUCAACUUAAUAACUAGCCUUUUACACUUGUCUCUAUCUGUAUCCUUUCUUUAUCCACUCAGCUGAUUCUAUAAUCCUGCUUCACGUCCACUUUCCUUUCAUCUGUUAUAUUAAUGAUUGCACGACAUGUUUGACUCCU